GUUGCAUCUGGCGACAUGGUGAUGAAGUCUGGUGAGCAUCAAGGGAUACUCACACAGAAUGAUAAAGUCAUCGCGUUUGAGAUGGAAAGUGCGGGAAUUUGGGAUGAAAUUCGGUCCGUUGUUGUGAAGGGAGUUUGCGACUAUGCGGACAGUCACAAAAACAAAAAAUGGCAAGACUUUGCUGCUCUAACGUCCGCAUCAACAGUGAAGGCCCUGCUUGAGCGAUGGAACCCGAUAGACCAAGCUGUUAGAUCCGUCGUUAGCGAGGGUGGGUAGUGCCUGUUUGCUUGGUGCUAAUGCCUCUAUUGCACGAACCCUCAAAUGACUGAGUCAAGACUGGAAGCUAGUGUCUU
Molecule: messenger RNA, 353 nt
Organism: Aspergillus pseudonomiae
Lineage: Eukaryota; Fungi; Ascomycota; Eurotiomycetes; Eurotiales; Aspergillaceae
Exons: 1
Coding region: 16-276 (86 amino acids)
Biological process (GO): nucleoside metabolic process
Molecular function (GO): catalytic activity
Source: RefSeq, a predicted model, not a curated record